This is a messenger RNA of Striga hermonthica, 1104 nucleotides long. The record is from the annotation of a GenBank genome assembly. Lineage: Eukaryota; Viridiplantae; Streptophyta; Magnoliopsida; Lamiales; Orobanchaceae.
AUGCCGAUGGAUAUGGUGAUUCCGAUGGCGGAGAAGGUGUACGGAGAGAUCGGAACCAAAGCUUGUCCCCAUGAGGCGUAUCACGUCACCAUCGUGGUGUCCAGAAACUUACAACAAAGGGAUGCAAAAAUGGUGGUGCCCCAGAUUCUGAGAGCUCCUCCACCACGCAAUGUCUUCACUCACUUCGCCUCUAAAUUUCCCAACUCCGUCUUUCUGUCUGCAAGAACUGCCAAGGUGCCCAGACAUCACCAAGUCAGGAGCUUUGCAGCUUCGAGUUCAGAGAAGAUUAAAGUGCAGAGAAAGAAAAGGAGACUGGAUGAAGUUUGCCUUGAAAGAUUUCAGCAGUAUAGUCGAACAUUCAUUCAGUCAUGGAUCGCACAAGGUAAAGUAAUUGUUGAUGGAAAAGUUGUAAACAAAAGUGGCACUCCCAUUUCCGACAAAGCCGUUGUGGAGAUCAAGGCUGAAGUUCCGAAAUAUGUAUGUAGAGCAGGACACAAACUAGAGGCUGCUAUAGAGCAACUACAGAUCGAUGUUUCAGGAUUAGUGGCUCUUGAUUCAGGACUCUCAACCGGUGGAUUCACAGAUUGUUUGCUUCAAUAUGGUGCUUCAUUUGUUUAUGGUGUUGAUGUCGGUUAUGGACAGGUGGCUGAGAAAAUACGUCAACACGAUUGUGUUAGUGUUGUUGAGCGGACGAAUUUGAGAUACCUAUCUGAACUCCCUCAGAAGGUCGAUCUAGUUACUCUCGACCUUUCCUUUAUUUCCAUCCUUACAGUAAUGCCUGCCGUUGUUAAUUUGAUGAAAAAUGACGCUACACUAGUUACUUUGAUUAAACCGCAGUUUGAGGCACUCCGAUCACAGGUGGGAAGCGGUGGGAUUGUUCGAAAUCCCUCAGUCCAUGAGGAGGUUCUCGCUAAGAUCAUAAAUGGUGUGCAAGAAUUCGGCUUUCAGUGCAAAGGCUGGAUCGAGUCGCCACUGAAGGGGGCUGAAGGAAACAAGGAGUUUCUGGCUUGUUUCAGCCGAAUGGACAUGAAAGAUGCAGAUACCUCAGUCCCGAAAGCAGAUAUUGCUAAAUUGCAUAGGGGUACCAAAGCCACACAAGAGUAA